This is a messenger RNA of Cajanus cajan (pigeon pea), 1898 nucleotides long. Its product is annotated as catalase-3. Lineage: Eukaryota; Viridiplantae; Streptophyta; Magnoliopsida; Fabales; Fabaceae. Gene Ontology annotation, cellular component: peroxisome; cytoplasm; plasma membrane. The record is from RefSeq and is a predicted model, not a curated record. Gene Ontology annotation, molecular function: heme binding; catalase activity. Gene Ontology annotation, biological process: hydrogen peroxide catabolic process; response to hydrogen peroxide.
UAUUAAAAAAGAUGAGAGGAUUAGUACUGGAAUCGGAAACAAGGAAACGCGCGUGGCUCUAUAAAAUUGUGCCUGUAGACUCGUGAUUAGAUUACCCCACUAAAUUCAUCUCUAUCUAUCUCAUCUUCUCUCGUCUUCGGAGCUAUGGAUCCCUACAAGAAUCGCCCAUCGAGCGCUUUCAAUUCUCCCUUCUGGACUACCAAUUCUGGUGCUCCCAUCUGGAACAAUAACUCAUCGCUCACGGUUGGAUCUAGAGGUCCUAUUCUUCUGGAGGAUUAUCAUCUGGUGGAGAAGCUUGCAAAUUUUGACAGGGAACGGAUCCCUGAACGUGUUGUCCAUGCCAGGGGAGCUAGCGCAAAGGGUUUCUUCGAAGUGACGCAUGACAUCUCUCACCUCACAUGUGCUGAUUUCCUUCGAGCUCCUGGAGUUCAGACCCCCGUCAUCGUCCGUUUCUCCACUGUUAUCCACGAGCGUGGCAGCCCUGAAACCUUGAGGGAUCCUCGAGGAUUUGCUGUCAAAUUUUACACAAGAGAGGGUAACUUCGACCUUGUGGGAAACAACUUCCCUGUCUUCUUUGUUCGUGAUGGCCUCAAGUUUCCUGAUAUGGUUCAUGCUCUCAAACCCAAUCCCAAGUCCCACAUCCAGGAGGAUUGGAGGAUCCUUGAUUUCUUCUCCCACCAUCCUGAAAGCCUUCACAUGUUCUCCUUCUUAUUUGAUGACCUGGGUGUCCCUCAAGAUUACAGGCAUAUGGAUGGUUUUGGUGUUAACACAUAUACCCUUAUCAACAAGGCUGGGAAGGCACUCUAUGUCAAAUUUCAUUGGAAACCCACUUGUGGUGUAAAGUGUCUAUUGGAAGAGGAGGCCAUUAGGGUUGGAGGGUCCAACCACAGUCAUGCCACCAAAGACCUUUACGAUUCAAUUGCUGCUGGAAACUAUCCCGAGUGGAAACUUUACAUCCAAACAUUGGAUCCUGAACACGAAGACAAAUUUGACUUUGACCCACUUGAUGUAACUAAGACCUGGCCUGAGGAUGUUUUGCCCCUGCAGCCAGUUGGCCGCAUGGUCUUGAAUAAGAACAUAGAUAACUUCUUUGCUGAGAAUGAACAACUUGCAUUUUGCCCUGCCAUUAUCGUACCUGGUGUGUACUAUUCAGAAGAUAAAUUGCUUCAGACUCGAAUAUUCUCCUAUGCUGAUAGUCAAAGACACAGACUUGGACCAAAUUAUCUGCAGAUUCCUGCUAAUGCCCCCAAGUGUGCACAUCACAACAAUCACCAUGAAGGUUUCAUGAAUUUCAUGCACAGGGAUGAAGAGGUCAAUUACUUCCCUUCCAGGUAUGAUCCUGUUCGUCAUGCGGAAAAGGUUCCCAUUCCUCCUCGUAUCCUAGGUGGGAAGCGUGAAAAGUGCAUAAUUGAGAAGGAGAACAACUUCAAGCAACCUGGAGAGAGAUACCGAUCCUGGGCCUCUGACAGGCAAGAAAGAUUUGUUCGCCGAUGGGUUGAUGCUUUGUCUGACCCACGUGUCACCCAUGAAAUCCGCAGCAUCUGGAUAUCAUACUGGUCUCAGGCUGAUCGAACUCUUGGCCAAAAGAUAGCAUCUCACCUGAACUUGAAGCCGAGCAUCUAAGAUUGGUGGUGACAACCCUAGCUUCUAAGAGUUGCAGACAUACGAACAAAUAAGAAGUUUGUGGUACUGUAAUAAUUUGAAAGGACGGGUCCGUAUAUUGUAUAGUUUAUUUCACGAGCUCAACUUCUUGACUUGUUUCGACUCAAUAAUAUAUGUCCAUUGUGAUAAGGAUAAGUAUCUGAACGUCCCAUGAUUCUCUGUUCGCUUGGGAAUUGGGAUUUAGUCUUCAUUUAUAUUGCAAUAAAAUUUUAUACUGCCAGCAGUUAUGAGUGUUA